AGUUGGGACACCCCUUUAUUUUUUUUUCCCCAAAUCUCGUAUGAACAGAAGAUUGAGAGGAUUGAGGCUUUUUUCAUCUAGUCAACCUUAUUUUAAUAGUAUCAAUAGAAAUGUAUUGGACUUGUCACCAUUUACAGUUGCACAAUCAUUAAAGAGAUCUAAACCAAAUAAUAAGAAUGCUUUACAAAUCAACUUCUUUCUACAGGCUGUGGUUUAUAAUGAUAUACCCCUGGUAAAACGAACAUUACAGAAGUUCCAGGGUCAACCAGGCAUUCAGGUGAUGGACCAUACACAUGCUAUAGAUUCCAUUUAUUUCCAAUGCCUUGCAACUCUUUUCCAACACAUUGUGACAUCCAAGAAUCCUCAUUUACAUAUAAGAGAAUUAAAAUCAAUAUGGGAGGUAAUAUUAGCAAAUCAAGAUAUGAUUAAGGCGUUCAAAUUGGAUAAUAAAUCAAAGGAAAUGUUAAUUUUGAAGAAGAAUAUUCUUUUAUCGUUCUUAUUGACAUGGGAAAAUUCCACAUUGAUUUCUUUAAAGGAUUCAAUUGUUGAUUAUUCUAUCGAUAUAUUUAAAGCUAUUGGUUUGGAAUAUAUACAUUUAGCCCACUUAUUGGACCCAUUUGACGAUGGGAAGGUAAGGAAAGUGUUCAAUUAUGGAAAGAAUGAAGAAAGUAUGGAGGAACCAAAAGUUAUAGAAGAUAUUGUUACCCCAACCAAGAGUAACCCCACCUCCAAGUUUCAUAAUAAAUCAGAAUUUAUGAGUGUCAAGGAUUUAUGUCGAUAUAUACAAGUACGAAGUCCUCAUACAAAAGAUCGGAGUAGUCCAAUGUAUCAAUUAUACGAUUCAUUAGAUCUGGAUUUUGAACGGGAAGCUUUCCUUUUAAAAUAUCUUGAAUUCAAUCUGGAAAAGCAAUUGGUUGUAGAACAGAAUUGUCAGGAUUUAAUUCCAGAAAUUAAACCAAAAUCUUCUAUGGGGGCCAACUUCUCAUUCCAAUCUUCAAAUUCUAACAUGAUUCAUCAUUGGUAUAAGGCAUUUCAAGUAAAGCUCGAAGAAUUGGUUGUAAGAUGCUCUCUGGAUGAAGUUGAACUUCUGUCAGAUGAACAAGUUAUUUAUAAAAAUCUAUUCAUAUUGAAUAAUGUACCAUUGGAGUCUGUGGCAUAUGUUGUUAUGUCAACCAUAAUAUCUGCAACUGUGUACUCAAAAGAUGGGAAAAGUCUGGUGACUGAAACUAGUAAUCAGCUAUCACGUAGUCUCAGAAGACUUGUUGUUAAAUAUUGUUCAAAUAAUGAAAUUCUUUUAAACCAAUUUUCCAUUGAAGAUGGUAUGAUUCUUUCGAUUAGUUUGAUCAAUAUAUUUAAUGCAAGUGCAAAUUUCCCACAUCUCGAUGGCAAACCAUUCUAUCUUGAAAACAUUCCAUAUGAAAAAGAUGGUUAUUAUACCAAUCAUAAAAUUGGAGUCAUUAAAUGUCAUGAUUCAUUAUCAGAUGAAUUCAAAUUGAAAUAUGACAGUUUCUGUCGUAGAGAAGUUUACCUUCCAAUGUUAACUCCACCAAUUCCAUGGGUUUCACCGAUUGAAGGUGGAUACUUCAAUCAAAUCAGACCUAUUGUCUUGGGAGAAGAACGAGGAACAUACCUUGAAUACUUGAAACAAGCACAUAUGACUGGUCAAUUGACUUCUUUAUAUCAAUCCUUAAAUAAUUUAGGAUCAACCGCAUGGGCAAUCAAUCCCAAAAUGUUACAGAUAUUAAGUCAAGUGAUGAAAAUCCGUAGUGGGUUUUUAAAAAUUCCUGAAAUUAAACCCAAAAAGCUGAAAGAAAUUAAACUAUUACAAACAACUAGACCAAAACGUGAAUCAUUUCAAAACGAUCGUGAAUAUUUCUUGGUUAAUUCUAAGCAUAAACAAAAGGAAAAAAGAUUGAUGGAAGAAUAUUACAAUAAACGAAGUUUAAGACAUGAAUAUGAGUACACACAUGCAUUGGCAACUGCAUUUGCACAAAAUGGAGAUAUGAUGUAUUUUCCUCAUGGUUUUGAUUUCAGAGGAAGGGUUUACCCAUUGACAUCCACUUUAUCGUUUUACCAGGACGAUCUUGUCAGAUCAUUAUUAAUGUUUUGGUAUUCGAAACCCUUAGGUAAGUCUGGAUUAAAUUGGUUAAAAUAUCAAUUGGCUGGAGUUUAUGGUAAGGAUAAAUUAAAUUAUCAUAAUCGUAUCGAAUUCAUUGAUUCCAAUUGGGAUUUAAUUCUAGAUUCUGCUAAAAAUCCUUUACACGGUAAGAAGUGGUGGUUGGACGGAGAUAAACCAUGGCAAACACUUUCACUUUGUCAAGAAAUGGAUUCAAUAUCGAAAUAUGUCGGCGAAGGAGGUAAAUUGGAAGAAUAUAAAUGUCGUAUCCCGAUACAUCAAGAUGGCUCAUGUAAUGGGUUACAACAUUAUGCUGCCUUGGGUGCGGAUCCAGACAUCGGGAAGGCAGUCAAUUUGAUCCCUCAUCUGGAUGGUGAGAGGGGAGAUGUUUAUUCUUCAGUACUUGAAGAUGUUAGAGUUAAAGUUGCACUGGAUGUACACCAAACUCUGGAAGAUUCCAUACCCGCAAUUGCAUUACCGUUGUUGACCCGGAAAGUAUUAAAGCAAACAGUGAUGACCAGUGUUUAUGGGGUGACAAGAACUGGCGCACAUAGACAAAUUAAAAAUAAAUUGCAAGAUAUCUUGGACAAUGGGAAAAUCCAUGGACAAUCCAAGUCGAUAACUCCAAGUCUUGCCAAACGUUUAAAUGAAAAUCUCGGGCAAGUUUCUGAGUAUUUGGCAGUUUCAACCAUUAAAUCCAUGGAUUCGCUUUUUGCCAGUGCUAAAAGAAUUCAAGAUUGGUUAAUGUUAAAUUGUUAUACUGUAGUGACAUCCAUUGAUUGGGACGCUAUAGUAUAUAACAUGGGACAAUCAAAUGCAACUUAUCCCGAUUUCUUUGGUGCAAAGACGUAUAAUCCUAUGAAAUGGACGUCUAUAUCAGGGUUCCCCGUGAUUCAACAGUAUAAACAUUUAAAGCAUAAAGUUUUGACGGCAUCAACACUACUGAUGAAAAUAAACGACUCAAAUGAACUUGGUAGAAUCAAUAUUCAAAAGCAAAUUAACGGUAUUGCACCAAAUUUCAUUCAUUCGAUUGAUUCUAUUCAUAUGCAAAUGACGUGUCAAGAAGCGUAUACACAAGGACUUACGUUCCAAUCAGUGCAUGAUUCAUUUUGGACACAUCCCAAAGAUGUGAAUGAAUUGAAUGAAAUAAUUAGAAAGGAAUUUGUUCGAUUACAUAGUUUUGAUAUUUUGGGGAAUUUAAAACUGGAUUUGGAAUAUACUACAAGACAUUCCGUUCAUUUAGUUUACGUUAAAAUUGAUGAAAAUGAAGAGUUUUGUUCCAGGUUGAUGAAACUUCGUCAAUUAUAUUUCAAAGAUAUGAAGUAUACAAAGAGGGUGUUUUAUAAUCGAGCUAUGUUUCAAGAAGCACGUGAACUACUAACGGGAAAUGGGUCACAAAGUGAAUAUAAAACUCUUUUGAAUACUUAUAAACCGGAAUAUUAUUUCCCAUGGGGUAAAAAAAUGAUUAAAUAUUCAGAAACUUCAACUAUGAAAGACUUUACAAAAAGUGAAAUUAAACUUAAAACUUUUAUGCCAAUUUUAGUACCAAUCAAAAUCACAAAUACUCCUACAAGAGGUAAUUUAGAUGUGAAAAAAGUUAUAGACAGUGAGUUUUUCUUCUCCUAA
Molecule: messenger RNA, 3742 nt
Organism: [Candida] anglica
Lineage: Eukaryota; Fungi; Ascomycota; Pichiomycetes; Serinales; Debaryomycetaceae
Source: the annotation of a GenBank genome assembly